Molecule: messenger RNA, 594 nt
Organism: Colletotrichum truncatum
Lineage: Eukaryota; Fungi; Ascomycota; Sordariomycetes; Glomerellales; Glomerellaceae
Product: ubiquitin-like protein
Biological process (GO): mRNA splicing, via spliceosome; protein modification process
Cellular component (GO): nucleus; cytoplasm
Molecular function (GO): protein tag activity
Source: RefSeq, a predicted model, not a curated record
AUGGCCGAUAGGGAGCGCUCGAGGUCCCGCUCGCCUCGGCGAGAUCGCGAUCGCGACCGCGAAAGAGAUAGAGACAGACCAAGAAAGCAAGGAGGUUUUAGAUGGAAGGACAAGAGCCGCAGAGACGACCGCGAUGACCGCGAUGAAAGACGAGGCCUCGAGCGCGGCUACCGCAACCGUUCCCGCUCACCUCGUCGGGACCGAGACAGAGACCGCGACAACGACAGAUAUCGCCCGCGCGACCGUGAUUCGGGACCAAGAGACAGUAGAUCCGGCCCCUCAAGCUCGAAGGACGCGCCAAAACCCAGCAAGAAAGAGAAGCCUGCACCAGCCCCCGCGCCUGCUGCCGGCGGUGAAGAGAUGAUCAUCGUCCACGUCAACGACCGCCUGGGUACCAAAGCUGCGAUUCCUUGCCUUGCCUCGGAUCCCGUCAAGAUGUUCAAGAUUCUGGUAGCGGCUAGAGUCGGUCGGGAGCCACACGAGAUCCUGUUGAAGCGUCAAGGCGAACGACCGUUCAAGGAUCACCUCACGCUGGAGGAUUACGGAGUCAGCAACGGUGUGCAGCUUGACUUGGAGGUUGACACCGGUGAUUAA